UCUCUCUAGACCACAGAGAACGCUGUGGUUUUCUUAUAUAUACUGUCUAUGGUUUUUAUCAGAGAGAUUUGAUAGUGGUCAGAAAGGAUCGUUGUUCUCGUUACUCGCCGAAAGGAAGGAAAUACGAUGGCUAGUAAUACGACGAUACUGGCGUUGGCAGCUCUCGGGCUUCUUCUUGUGGAAAAAGAAAGACGUCGCAGGCGAAAAAUAAGAAGAAACCGCACUAAGCGGGCGAAGUCGUGGAUCUCACAGCGACAGGCUCAGGGAGCUCUCCCGAAUUUGUGUCGGGAACUGGAGUUGGACGAGCCAUAUGAUUUCAAAAAUUUCGCUCGGCUCUUUCCUGCCCAGUUCCACAUGUUGGAGGAACUGGUCACACCGAAUAUCCAGCGGUGCAGCACCAAUAACCGUGAUUGUGUAUCUGUCGGUGAACGUCUGACGGUCACACUGCGCUUCCUCGCAACAGGGGAAAGUUUCAAGACUCUUUCAUUUCUGUUUCGAAUGGGGGUCUCCACAAUUCGGCAAAUCGUUCCUGAAACCUGUCACGCCAUCUACCAGGUCUUAAGAGAGAAAUAUCUGAAGUGUCCAGACACAGCGCAUGACUGGCAGCAGGUAUCCAGUGGAUUCAUGUCUCAGUGGAACUUCCCAAAUUGCCUGGGUGCUCUGGAUGGGAAACACGUAAACAUUCGCCCCCCACCAGUGACUGGAUCAAUAUACUACGUGGCACUGGUCGACAGCUCGUACAGGUUUCUGUAUGUGGAUGUCGGUUGUAAUGGGAGAAUUUCUGAUGGUGGAGGGUCUCGUGGAUGCACGUUAGCAGAUGCCCUGGUAAACAGAACCACCAACAUCCCUGCCCCUGCACCACUUCCAGGUUCUGACCAGCUGGCUCCAUACUGCAUUGUGGCAGAUAAGGCGUUUCCGUUGACAGACUACCUGUUGAAGCCAUAUGUCAACCGCAGACUCACUGUAGAGCAGCGCAUCUUCAACUACAGGCUGUCGCGAGCUCGGACGGUUGUGGAAAAUGCAUUUGGGAUCAUGGCCAACCGCUUCCGUGUCUUACUAACCACCAUCAACAUCCAGGACACUGUCACAGUGGAGUACAUUGUCCUGGCUUGUUGUGCUCUGCAUAACUUUCUACGGAGUGAGGCCAGCAAUGUAUACAUGGCAGACAUUGUGGACCAGGAAGGACCAGAUGGAGACAUUAUUGAAGGAAGAUGGAGGCAAGACUCUGUCCUACAACAAGCCCCCCUGCCAAAAAGCAACAAUGCAGCAGUAAGGGCCAAACAGAUCAGGGAUGAACGAUGUCGUUAUUUCAUGUCUGAUACUGGUGCAGUGCCUUUUCAAUGGGGCAAGAUAUAGGACAGAUUGUCUGUGUGUAAAGGAAGAUAUCUUGUUGUUUCAAUUGUGAUUAUUGAGAAGGAUCAAUAAAAAUCAUAUCAAUCAUAA
Messenger RNA from Perca flavescens (yellow perch), 1443 nucleotides. RefSeq names its product protein ALP1-like. The record is from RefSeq and is a predicted model, not a curated record. Bases 127 to 1356 code for a protein of 409 amino acids. The transcript is spliced from 3 exons. Lineage: Eukaryota; Metazoa; Chordata; Actinopteri; Perciformes; Percidae.